GUUAAGUGGUCCGCAGUAAAUGACAAUUUGUUUUCCCUAGCAACGACAUAUUAACGAAGCGGAGCAUCGAACACUCAACGUUGGACAUCGAUAUUAUUUAACAGAACCGUGUGUUGUUUGCUUGGAGUACAGACAGCAUGGAGGACUUCCCCAAUGUGGUUGACAGUGUCAACCAGGUGUCGAAGGCCUCAGUGCAGACGGAACCCUCGACUGACACAAUGUACACGACCACCUCGGCAGACAGCAGCAUCUUGCAGGAUGAACCAACCCCGGCUGAUGAAGAACACACAUUUCUUAUCUUGGAUCCUGAUCAUCCGAAGAUGAUCAGGUUCCAAACGUCGUUGAAGAAUUACCUAACGAAGAUGAUGGAGAAGACCAAGCUGGAGCUGCUGGAAGUUACCAAACCCCUGAAACUGUUGAAGCAGGAGAAAGAGGAUGUCGGCGUGCAUUUGUACGGUCUGCAACAGGAACUGGCCAGUAAGCAGAUGCACCUGGAGGAAGAACAGGACAAGUACACCACGUUUAAAGGGGUUCGUUAUCGGGAAGAGGCCCUCGUGAAGAACACCAAGCAGAUCUGUUCGUCGUCUCAGAGCGAGUUAAUACUCAGCAGAAAACAUGCCAACAGCCUGAGGCAAGACGUGGAGAACAUGGAAAUCCACAGGUUCUACCUGAAGCAGACCAAACAAGAGGUUGGAGGAGACAUCAAGCUUUUGAUGAGGGCCGUGGAGAAGACGACAACCGACAUAGCAAUGGCUGAGACAGAACAGAAGCGACAGGACUUCUUCGUCGACCGACUCGUGAAACGGACAAACAAACUACGAAAUGACAUUGCACUCUACGACACUCAGUACAAGUUACAGCUGGAGGAGACGAAGAACAUCCGGAACAUUCUCCACGAUGCUGAACUACAGCUGUCGCUGAUCAACCAAGAAAAAAAACUCAUCAACCACAAUUGGAGCAAAAGUCUGCUGGGGAUGAAGAAGAGGGACGAAGCUUAUUCGGCCGCACUGGACGCUCUCAGGCAACUUCAAGAGCAGAUGAUGGUCCUAAAGAGCGACGUGUACGGCUACAAGAAGUCCACAAUGCAGGAGCAACAGGAGAACGAGAAGCUGACCCAGAUCCUGAACAAGGGCCAACGUGAGGUGGACAUGAUACGGGAACAGCUGAACAACACCGUACAGAAGUACGAGGAGCUGAAGAUGCAAUAUUCCACGUACAGUCAGCUACUGAAGGAAACUGAAGAGAAUCUUCUCAGGACAAAUGCAUUCAAAUCGAACAUGGAGGAUAUGUUGGUGAAAAUGAGGAAGGAUUUUGAGAAUCAGGUGAACAAGACAAGGAUUCUGGAAGGGCAAAUAAUGGAUAAGAUCAACACCCAAUUGAUGAUGGAAAAAUCAGCGAAAUAUGUGAAUAAACUGACUUCCCAGAAUAGGAUCGUAAUUGAGCAAUUGAUGGCGUCCAAAACAUGCCUUGAGAAUGAUUAUUCCCGCAUCUUACUCAGUAUGACAUCCCUGAAAUCACAGAAGAAGCAUUUUGAGAUUCUCCUCGCAGAAUACGAGAUCGAGAUUAACAACAAGAACAAAAUUAUCGACCAGUGCGACUUGGAGAUUGUUCGGCGCAGCCUCCUCGUCAACAGGAAGCAGAAUAUGGUUGACACCUGCCAGAAGAAACUGGAACAACUCAUUAACAAAGCAGGUGGCAUCGAACUCGGUCCCCUGGACUCCACAAUACGGUCACUGCAGAAGUCGAUCGACGAGAUUGACCAGAACAUCACCACCAUGCAACAGAUGUGGCUGCAGAAGCAGCGUGGUUUGGUGGACGUGUUGAAGGAGAGGGAGGAGCAGGUGGAGAAGAUGGACAGCUCGAAGAAGGAGUUGAUCAUUCACACGCAGAAGAAGAUACGGACGGAACAGAAACUCAACAAGCAGAACUGUGUGAAGGCCGACCUGAACCGAAGCAUCAAGCAUUGCCUUAACGACAUCGUUAAACUAAACGACAUGAUCCACAAGGAGCUGAACCUGGUCGGGGAUGUGGACCACAGCAUCAACAUCCUGGAGAAGGACUUCAUUGCAACACUAAAGGAAGAGAAGAUGAACUUGGUCGAGCUACAGUCCAAGCUGGAGCAGGUGAAGGACGAGAAAGAAGAUUUGCUGCAGAACAUAGUGGAGACAGAUCAACAGAUCAUGCUUGUCGAGAGGAAGAUCCAGAUCCUGAAAGAAACGCGCAGUGCCGUCGACGCUGAUUUCCAGCAAGGAGAGAUCAGAUCGAUGAAGUCUGAGAUCCACCGGAUGGAGAUGAGGUUCUCACAGUUGAUGCGGCAACAAAACUACAUGAUUCAGGACACCGAGAGAUUCUUAUCCAGGCGUGAUAACAUCGAUACGCUGGGGGAUAUCCAGCAGUCCAGGAAGCCGUUGACCAAGGGGAAACUGAACAAAAUACUCAACGAGACCAAGAAGAAGAUCAAGCAAAUACAGAAGGAAACCAGUAACUUGGCUCAAGACCUCGAGGAGCUCCAACAAAAGCAGAACGUUUGUGGUGAUGAAUUAGAAGUCCGACAAGUCGACUGUAACGAGCUAAAGGCUACCCUUGAUGACACGACUGAGCAGAUUGACAAAAGCACCAACUUGAAGUACCGGAAAAUGAUUGACCUCCUGCAGCAGCAGCGUCGUAACAAGUAUUACCAGCAAGUGAAGGACAAGCGCUACAAGAUGCUGUGCAAGUCGAAGACAUCGUAUCACUCGGAGUACACCAAACAACUGAACAACCUGCAGACACUGACGGCAAUUGCAGAACAGAUCUGCCAGGAGUACCCAGGAAUACAGAAGUCCCUACAGAGAAUUCUUCACGUGCUCCUAGUGCAGUCUCAUAAGUACAUGGUGUCAUCCGAGGAUAGCUCUCGUGAGCCCUCAGAUUAGGAGGCACAGUGGCACUUGGUGGAGUUUGAUGGACUUUGGUGGAAUUUGACCAAUCAUAUUUAGACAGUUUGCAAAAAAGUUAACUAAAGAAAAAGCACGAAAAUGGUGUUGAUGCUAAUAAAGAUUAUACUAAUGGCUAUUUCA
Messenger RNA from Octopus bimaculoides (California two-spot octopus), 3056 nucleotides. Its product is annotated as coiled-coil domain-containing protein 40. Gene Ontology annotation, cellular component: cytoplasm. The record is from RefSeq and is a predicted model, not a curated record. Gene Ontology annotation, biological process: axoneme assembly. NCBI's taxonomy places the organism in Eukaryota, Metazoa, Mollusca, Cephalopoda, Octopoda, Octopodidae.